UAUCUACGUAUUAUCUUCUAUCGCGACCUAGCGACUAGCGACUCCUGACCUUAUCCUAAACACACAUCAUCCACAUCCACUACAUCACUCCCCACACAAACACCCAUCACCACCUCCCACAACCCAACCCAGUCCAAAGCAAGCCAAUUAAUCCACCCCGCAUAUCCCCUCACCAACGAACCAACCCCAAGAUCUCACCAACACUACCCCAAACCAAUCCACCACCAAACAACAAGACCAAAAAGGAAUCAACAUGGGCAACAUCUGCUCCCGAUCCUCCAACCCUUCCGACUCCGAAGCCUUCUCCACCCCCGGCCGCGUCCUCGGCUCCAACCCACCAGACGAUCCCGCCCCGCGCGCCCCGCUCCCAUCCAACGCCAAAUCCAACCGGACUGGAACGGGGACUGGAACGGGGACUGGUCGAACAGUAGGUUCUGCGCCUGCGUCGGAGAAUACGGAGGGGACCGCGGAUGCGAGGGUGAAUGCCGCGUUGGCGGCUCAGAAACGAGCCGAGUCCGCGUCGACGGCGAAUAAAGGAAAGCUGGGGACUAAGUUGGCGGCGCAAAAGGCGCAGACGCAGACGCAGACGUUGAAUCAGGCCAGUCGGGAUGAAAUUGCCGCGAGGGAUGCGGAUGGGGCGGCGGAGACGAGGAGGUGGCAGUGAUUGUUGAUUGAUAGUCUCACGGAUGGUGAGAUAUCGUUGAUUUGUUGGUUGGAGUUGCUUUGCGGUUUAGCGUUACAUUUAGAUCGUUUCGGCCGGAUUGGCUGUUGAUACCAUAGCUGACUUGUCUUUACAUGAUGUGAUUCAGAGG
Molecule: messenger RNA, 812 nt
Organism: Aspergillus ibericus CBS 121593
Lineage: Eukaryota; Fungi; Ascomycota; Eurotiomycetes; Eurotiales; Aspergillaceae
Exons: 2
Coding region: 254-664 (136 amino acids)
Source: RefSeq, a predicted model, not a curated record